AUGGAAACUAGUGCAAAUGUUGGUUUUCAUCUUUUAAUGCGUGUUGCUAUCCCAUCAUCAAAUGAAUUCACGAUUAAACAGAUAGUGGCAGGUGAUCGACAAGUGGUUCUCGCUUGGAAUAAAGUAUCUGAGGCUAUAGGCUACGUUUUAGAAUAUGGUUCUGGUUCCAAUAUAUAUGUCGAUAUGCUUGGCUCCGAGAUUACUUCAUCCACAGUCACUAAUCUCAACAAUGGAUCUACUUAUUAUUUUAAAGUGUUUGCACGCUUAAAGACUGGUUUGCUGGCAGUAACACCUACCGUUUCAAUCACAGUUGGUCGAUGGAGUGGACUUCAACCUUACCAACUUGGGCUUCUGGUAAAUGAUAAUGAACCAGAUAGUAUUGCUGUAGCCGAAUAUUAUCGAAUACGUCGUCAGAUUCCUUCUGAGAAUAUAGUUCAUCUUAAUUUUUCAAAGGUAACCAGAUUGACUAAUAACGAAUUUAUGCCAUUGAAGAACAAAGUUGAUGAAAAAAUACCAACAACUGUUCAAGCUCUAGCAAUUGCAUGGACAAUUCCUUAUGUUGUGACAGCCAACACAAUUUCAGAAACUACAGAUGUACUUUUCUAUUUUCAAGGCUUACAUGCUGUUAAUGAUAUCGCAACAAAUAAAUAUCCACCAGGCGCGGUGGCGGAUCAUUUGACAUCAUAUGGUGGGAUGCUCACCGACUCAUCUCAGAUGUCGGCUCUAGAAUUUAUUGCUGGUGGUGCUACCAGAUCAUUUGGCACGGUCAGUGAGCCAUGUUCCUGGACUCAGAAGUUUCCUAAUCCACAGUUUACGAUACAACAUUAUACCAAAGGUGAAACACUCAUUGAAUCCUAUUGGAAAAGCAUUCUACAAGUCUUUCAAGGUGUAUUCGUUGGAGAACCAUUGGCUAAUCCUUGGAGAAAACAACUUUCUUAA
Molecule: messenger RNA, 939 nt
Organism: Rotaria sp. Silwood2
Lineage: Eukaryota; Metazoa; Rotifera; Eurotatoria; Philodinida; Philodinidae
Source: the annotation of a GenBank genome assembly